AUGUCAGAUGUAAAAGUUGAAAUAGACAGAUCUGAAACUGAUGGUACUUUUACAAAUCAUGAUAUUAUUAAAGGUAAUAUUACAUUAGUUGUAACAAAAUCGAUUUCAUUAAAUUGGAUUCAAGUUAAAUUGGAAGGAGUUUCUUCAACUCAGUUAUCAAUUCCCAAAGUUCCAAUAAAUAAAAAAGAUAGAGAUAGAAAAGAUAAAAUUUUGAAAGAUGUACAUAAAGUUUUAUAUGAUACUGCUAUUGUUUUCCCACCUGAUAAUGUGCGUCAAGUUUCAUCAGCAAAAGAAUUUACUUUAACACCUGGAAAUUAUUCAUAUCCAUUUGAAUUUAAAAUACCACUUAACAAUUCGUGUCAUAAAUUAUCUGGUAUUUCAAAUAAACUAAGUUUUAAUUUAAAAACUAUGGAUUUAAUGAUUAAUAAUGGGAAUUUUAAUUCACAAUUUGUCAAAAAUAAAGCUCAAAAAUAUUAUCAAGAUUAUAAAUCAAAUGGGUUUAGUAAUAGUAAUGGUAAUGGAUCUAAUAAUUCACCUCCCAAUUUCUCACAACCUUAUCAUAUUACUUCACAAUUACCUCCUUCAUUAUCUGGUAUUGGCGAUUUUGCAAAUAUCAAAUAUUUUAUAAAAGUAACUUGUAAAAGAUCAAGUUUUAUAAAACCAAAUUUAAGAGCUUUUGAUCCAUUUAUUUUUUUACCUUUAGAUUUAGAUUCUCAUAAUAAACCAAUUGUAGCAAAUCAAACAACUGAAAUUGAAUAUAGAGAAGCUUUUGUUCGAAAAGAAUUAAUUUUUAAAAAUAGAAUACCUGAAAUUGUUGGUGUUAAAGUCCCUUUAUCUCCAGAGAAGAAAGCAAAUAUUGAAAAAAAGGCCCUUCCAAAAGUUCCAGUUCCACAAAUUCAACCAAGAAAACAAGGAUUUAUACAAAGAUUAUUUAAUGAUAACCCCAUACCUACUCAACCUCUCAAUAACGAUAGUCCACCUCAACCAAUUAGAAAAAGAAGAGAUAAAAUACCUGAAAUUGAAAUGAAAAAUGUUCCAUUUUCGUUUGAAAUUAGGUUUAGACAUCCAGCAUUUUUAAUCCCUACUAAACCACCAUCUUUUAAAUUAUAUUUAGUAAGUAACUUGAAUCCAUUAAGAUAUACAUUAGCAGAAUAUGGUAAAUCAGAUGAAUCAAAUGGUUUAGGUAUUGUUUAUUUACAAAAAUUAAAAAUUACAUUAAUUUCAACAACAAUAGUAUCAGUAAUUGAAACUGAUGGAUCUACAAAUGAAUAUCAUAUGGGACAAAAUGAAGAAAAUCUAUUAAUUUGUAAUAAUACUUAUCAAAAUUUGAAAUUUGAUUUAAUGCAUUGUAUCAAGAAUAGAAAUGCAUCACAAACUUCAACAAAUGUAAAUAAUCAAGGUUCAAUAUUUGAAAUUGAAAUUCCGAAGAAAUAUUUUGCAAAUGCUGUUUUACCUGAUUAUUUAUCACCAAGUUUUAAAACUUGUAAUAUUACAAGAAGAUAUACUUUAAAUGUAAUUGGAGGAUUUUCCUGUGAAAAGAUUAAUGAUUUUAGAAAUAAGAUGGAAUGUGAUAAAAAGAUUAAAUAUGUUGAUUUAUCAUGUCCAAAUAUUAAAGUAUUAAGUGGAUUAAAUAUGACUUCGACAUUACAAUCAAAUGCUUCAAAAUCAUCGAUACCAAGACAUAAUAGUUCUACAUCGACUCCACAAUUAGCACAUACUCCACCACCACAACAAAUACCAUUUCUUGACGAUAGAAAGAAUUCUCACCUUUCAGUUGAUUUACCUGAUGGUAAUAAUGAAGAAAGUGUAUUACUUCCAACAUAUGAUGAUGUUAUGAGAGAAAGUAGCUAUCAAGAUAAUAGUGAACAUCAAAGAGCAAGAAGAAGGUAUCAACAACAUGAGCAAUAUUAUAAUAGUAUAGAUCCGUAG
Insectozyma verbasci is the source of this 1929-nucleotide messenger RNA. The record is from the annotation of a GenBank genome assembly. NCBI's taxonomy places the organism in Eukaryota, Fungi, Ascomycota, Pichiomycetes, Serinales, Debaryomycetaceae.